AUGCCCACCCCGGACGCCGCUGCUGCCGCCCCCCAGGCCCGGGGCUUCCGUAGGGCCGUGUCUGAACUGGACGCCAAGCAGGUGGAGGCCGUGAUGGUAAGAGAGCAGGUGGAGGCCACCCCAGAAUGGCCAGGCUUGCCGUGGGCACCCCUCGGCUAUCCAGCCCACCACCAUGCCCUGUCCCCACAGUCCCCGCGGUUCGUGGGCCGACGGCAGAGUCUCAUAGAGGAUGCCCGGAAGGAGAGAGAGGCUGCAGCAGCAGCGGCGGCGUCCGCCUCGGAGCCCGGGGAUGCCCUGGAGGCCGCGGCAGUGGCCCACAAGGACGGGAAGGCGGCAGUAACCCUGCUCUUCUCGCUGAGGGAUGCCAGGCCCUCGUUGUCCCGGGCGGUGAAGGUGUUUGAGACAUUUGAGGCCAAGAUCCAACACCUGGAGACACGGGCGCGGACGGGCAGUCCCCACUUGGAAUACUUUGUGCGCUGCCAGGUGCCCGGCGGGGACCUGGCCGCCCUGCUCAGCUCUCUGCGCCGGGUGGCCGAGGACGUGAGAAGCCCCGGGGCCGACAAGGUCCCCUGGUUCCCAAGAAGGGUGUCAGAGCUGGACCAGUGCCACCACCUGGUCACCAAGUUCGAUCCCGACCUGGAUUUGGACCACCCGGGCUUCUCGGACCAAGCCUACCGCCAGCGCAGGAAACUGAUUGCCGACAUAGCCUUCCAGUACAAGCACGGGAACCCCAUCCCCCGUGUGGAGUACACGGCCGAGGAGACUGCUACCUGGAAGGAGGUGUACAGCCGGCUGCGGGGCCUGUACACCACGCACGCCUGCCGCGAGUACCUGCAGGCCCUGGAGCUGCUGGAGCGCUGCAGCGGUUACCGCGAGGACAGCAUCCCGCAGCUGGAGGACGUGUCCCGCUUCCUGAAGGAGCGCACGGGCUUCCAGCUGCGGCCCGUGGCCGGCCUGCUCUCGGCCCGGGACUUCCUGGCUAGCCUGGCCUUCCGCGUGUUCCAAUGCACCCAGUACAUCCGCCACGCAUCCUCGCCCAUGCACUCGCCUGAGCCGGACUGUUGCCACGAACUGCUGGGGCACGUGCCCAUGCUGGCUGACCGCACCUUCGCCCAGUUCUCCCAGGACAUCGGCCUGGCGUCCCUGGGGGCCUCAGACGAAGCCAUCGAGAAGCUGUCCACGCUCUACUGGUUCACCGUGGAGUUUGGGCUGUGCAAACAGAACGGCGAGCUCAAGGCCUACGGCGCGGGGCUGCUGUCCUCCUACGGGGAGCUGCUGCACUCGCUCUCCGGGGAGCCGGAGAUCCGGGCUUUCGACCCCGACGCGGCCGCCGUGCAGCCCUACCAGGACCAGACCUACCAGCCCGUCUACUUUGUGUCGGAGAGCUUUGGCGACGCCAAGGACAAGCUCAGGAGCUACGCCUCCCGCAUCCAGCGUCCCUUCUCCGUGAAGUUCGACCCCUACACGCUGGCCAUCGACGUGCUGGACACUCCCCAGGCCGUCCGCCGCUCCCUGGAGGGCGUCCAGGAUGAGCUGCACACGCUGGCCCAGGCGCUGAGUGCCCUGGGCUAGGUGCCCAGCCUGCGGUCCC
Messenger RNA from Ochotona curzoniae (black-lipped pika), 1591 nucleotides. It is a transcript of the gene TH, whose product is annotated as tyrosine hydroxylase. Gene Ontology annotation, molecular function: iron ion binding; tyrosine 3-monooxygenase activity. Gene Ontology annotation, biological process: response to ethanol; response to hypoxia; heart development. The transcript has 13 exons. NCBI's taxonomy places the organism in Eukaryota, Metazoa, Chordata, Mammalia, Lagomorpha, Ochotonidae. The coding region runs from base 1 to 1572 and encodes 523 amino acids. The record is from RefSeq and is a predicted model, not a curated record. Gene Ontology annotation, cellular component: axon; cytoplasm; perikaryon.